AUGGCAGGACCCACACAGCCUAGGCGCGUAACAAGGAGUCAGAGUCCUGGUUAUCAGCACAUUUCUUUGAAGAGCACCAGAAACCUCGGGAAAGGCAAGGCCGUUGAUCAGCGGCUGGAAACCGUUACAGAAGAGACACCCAUCUCGUCACGUCAAACCUCUUUGUCUAAACAUAGCUCUCCUGUAGUACAGGGAACUCCUGAACAAGCGGAAGCAAACCACAACAUUUCCGGUACCACCUUUUUAGAGGCAGAAGAUUUUGAAACAGACAGCGAAGAUGAGGCCUCAGAUGAUCCAAUCAUUAUGCUGGACGAGCUCCCGGACCUUCAGCAAGCGGCCUCUGGAUUGAUGAACUUACUGGUCUCCAAUCAACAGGAUCCGAUAGCGAUUGUGAAUGCAGCAAAGCGCAUACGGGUAGCUGGUCCAAGCAAUAAGGACUACAGGCGACUCAAAUCACACUGCAAAAAACUUGUUGAGCGAAUGAAGAAGUAUGGCAACGCUGCAUUCGUUGAUGUCCCUCGUAUUCGGGAUAUUAUUCCCACCAUCUCUGCAAGAGUCGAUGAGAAGCCAUGGAGUCCAUCACCAAUCCUACACAGCGCAAACUGCGCCAGAUUGGCUUAUGAGGUUCUAUUGUCAACUGCAGAGUCAGAGCCAGCAAGACAGGUGGUCAAAAGUCUCAACAGUCAGUUUCCAGCUCCAUUUUUGGACCAAUUUGUCAAAGGCCGCGAUUCAAACCUGGUCGGUUUUAGUGCGGUUGAAAAGGCCGCGUGGGAGCUUGCGCUGGAGAUCAGAACCCAGUAUUUUCUCAUGGAAUACGAGCGAUGUCAAAGUGAGAAAGGCUUUGAUCCAAGUCUUCUGCUUCGGACGGUCUUCUAUGAUGAAUCAAAGUACGAGGGUGGUGACUUGGAUUCUCGGUGGCUUCGGGGGUUUUCUGUGACGCCAUUCCAUGAUGAAAACGGGUGUCUUCCAGACCGGUUUCAUGAUGCUGCUCUCGAUCAUAUUGGAGAACUGGAACUUGAACUGACUGACGAUGAUGGUGCCCUCAAUGUGAAAGGCCUUAGAGCCGCCUUUUCCUGGCAAAGAUUCACUGUCCGCACCGCCCGUUUCCUUCACAGUCGUGAUAAAGAAAUCCGACGUGACCUCAAAUCCCAGGCAGAUUUUGAUGAUGUCCAUGAUCUUCUGGAAAGGAAGAUCAAGGGCGAGAGUGUUCUCAAUGAGACACAUGUGCAAGAGGAUUCGAGCGUUUUCCCUGAUGAUUCACUAUUCCAAGCUACGACUCCAAACAACCGCGACCCGGAGAAGAAUCAGCCCCUACGGGAAAUGUCCCCGCCCGCGCAGCAAAGAUCAUUUGCCACAGAAACCACGCUUACAGGGUCACCUCAGAAAUCCAUUGGACAGCCUAGUCCGGUCAGUCUGGGCAAACGGCCCGCGGAUUCACGUCCCCAUCGAAGAAAAUCUGGCAAGAACCAAUUCUUAAACAUGGAUUCUAUCUCUCGUUUUAAGCAACGAUUGGUCAGUGUCGCGUCAGAUUCGCCCGUUCAACAGCGUCCAGUACCUCAGGAUACUACCGGAAAUAAAGGAACCGUCGCAGAGAACCAUAUUGAUGACUAUGUGCCUUUUGACGAUACGAACGAGGAUUUCGACCUCAGCGGCGAGCCGGACGAAUCUACCACCCCGCCUGGUUCUGCCCGAACCAGACAGGUGAGCUACAAUCCCAGUCUGCAGUUUGAUUCGCCUGGCCCAAGUCGACUUCGAGCGCCACCCAUGACGAAUGACGAGCAGGAAAGCCAGCCAGCCCAGAAAGCCGGGGAAGCGAGCCUUCAGACUCCCCAACGAACAAUCUUUGACCGUCAGAACGAUGCUAGAAGAGUUUCCCCCAUCGAUGAAACCGAGACCCAGAGUGCAGAACGGCGACCAGCUCGGCCUAAUGGAGAAAACUCCAGGAAACGUGCCCGUGGCGAUACAGAAGAAGAGUCUGAUGAUGAUUUCGAGCAAGAUUCGCGUGCGAGCAAUACUGCCACCAAGCGAGCUAUCAAGCCUCCGCCAAAGCGACAUGCCCCCGCGCGCCAGGAACGAGAUGAGACCUUGGAGAGUGCCAGCGAAGCAGGCGAACAACUACAGCAGCAACUCAUAUCCAGCCAAGCUGCUGCCCGGAAAAUGCCCUGGUCAUCAUCCACAGCAACCACUCAAGAACUGGCGCCAGCGCCAGCGUUAGCGCCAGCUCCGACUGUCCAAUCUGCUUGGGCCGCCCGCAACAUCAGUGCCCAACGGCCUCCUGGUAAAGGUGGCAAGUGGUCCCAAGAAGAAGACGAUCGAAUCAUUCGCGGGGUCGCUGUUCACGGCACAUCCUGGUCCACUAUCAUAAAGGAAGAUAAACUGUGUCCGGAUCGUGAUGGCGGACCUGUUUUAUUGCAGAGGCAGCGUAGCCAAGUCGAUAUUAAGGAUCGUGCACGUGUAUUGAAGCGGAAGAUGAUGAAAGCCGGAACGCCUCUUCCUCGGGGGUUCGAAAAAGUUGGGAAUUUGAAGUAUUGA
This is a messenger RNA of Penicillium odoratum, 2532 nucleotides long. RefSeq names its product telomere repeat binding factor family protein. The record is from RefSeq and is a predicted model, not a curated record. The transcript has 3 exons. NCBI's taxonomy places the organism in Eukaryota, Fungi, Ascomycota, Eurotiomycetes, Eurotiales, Aspergillaceae. Bases 1 to 2532 code for a protein of 843 amino acids.